AUGCCACCAAAGAAGACGAAGAAGAGCAAUGGACUCGACACAAAAGCUGUUAGUGGUGGUGGUGUCAAGAAGGCGGAUGGUGCGAGGAAGCGGACGCAAAACCGCAUCGCGCAGCAGUGUUUGCGGGAGAGACGUGCGGCCAGCAGCCGCCACAUGGACACGGUUUUUGAGACGAUGCGGUUCGUUGCCGAGACAGACCAGUCGCAGCGUUACGCCAUGCUCUUGGACGCGCACAUGAAGCUGGCUGCCGAGAAUCAGGCGCUGGAAGAAGCCCUCUUUCGGUUGCGUAAAAAGCUGCUAAGCCUGAGCAAUUCUGCCGCCAUGGCUGCCGACGAUGCCGUCUACGACAUGAUCCUAGGUCGCGAGGGUGGUGACAGCCGUAAGAGUCACCCAGAGGCCUCGCCGACCGUCGAACCAGUCGACUUGACAACGGAUGCGCCAAGGACAGUCAGUAACGAGAGUGAGGCCGGGGUUGCCUUGUCUUCGCCAGCUUCUGACAGUAGGAUGGCUGAGCACGUCCACACUGAUAACAUAUCCUUGCACGGUGAGGAAGUCGCUCCCAAGCAGCUGCAGCAACAGCAGCAGAGUACAAUUUUGUGGGACGAUGUGGCAUUCCAAGCAUCGACCUGCGACCUGUUCUUUGCAGACACAGAAACCCUGGAAAUCCCGGAAAUGGACCCUGGGACGGACAUGCGAUUCGACCUGGCUGAGCUGAUGAGCGUGGUCCUUCCAACGGAAGAGGUAAUGCCGCCAACAGAGCAGCAGGAACAAGUACAUGUCGCGUCGCCAUGGGAUCUCUGCUCGUUUGCGCCACCACAGACGUUGACCGUUCAGUCCGGCAGUGCGUUCAGCAGCAAGGUUCUCCAGGCAGCGACGCAGUGCAUCUCGCGGGUCCAGCAGUCGGGCCUGGUGCGCCAUCUUGUUACCGACCAGAUCAUCGAGCAGGUCGCCGUGGCUUCCGUUCACUUGAUCUCCAAGGCAUCUGGCAUGCAGCAGUAUCUCUAUGGUAUGAACGGUGCGGCUUACAUGGAACGCGUCAUGUACUGGCGUCUUGCCACGGGUGCCCGUGACCUGGUGCCCAGUCCGUUUCGGCCCACACCGCUGCAAUGCGGCGUCACCGUGCCCAAUCUGGCCAUUGACUUUGUCAACUGGCCCGAAAUCCGCGACCAGCUUCUUCUUGCCGGCAGCACAGUCGAUCUUGAUGCCCUGUUACGUGACAUUGUGCUGAACACCGUCAUUGACAUUCCCCAUCGCGAGAUGGCCGUCAAUGUCUUUGGUCAAUACCAUAGCUACCUUCACAGCGACAGCGGUACAAGACACAGGUCCGACGACACAAACAGAAACAAGAAGGACACAACAAACGGCACGCCGAUGUGUGCUAUCGAUCCCGGCUGGGUAUUCUAUCAGAUUACCCGCAAUGACAAGGAUUUUCGGCCCUGGGCCCCCGAUCCCGUUGAAGAGGCACUUGUGCGGGAGCUCUGGCGCUGGGUCCAGGGACUCAAUAGUCACUACAGUCGGCGUGGGCUAUCGCUUUGCUCUCUGGCGCAAAGCUUGGAAGAACCAGAAGACUGCGUGGUGGCAACAGCGACGACGGCGUCGCCAAUCUCGCCACUCGGCCUGCUUAGUGCUAAGUACUGCAAGGAACGGUCGGUAGCCUGCCGUCCAUUUGCAAACACAAAGGACUGGAAGUUAAGCAAGGAAUUUGCUGCGAAGUAUCCAUUUUUUGACUGUUCGUCGGGUGCGUAUCUUAUGUCUCCCGACCCAUUUAUUUCGGACGUAUACUGA
This is a messenger RNA of Grosmannia clavigera kw1407, 1785 nucleotides long. RefSeq names its product heavy metal translocating p-type ATPase. Lineage: Eukaryota; Fungi; Ascomycota; Sordariomycetes; Ophiostomatales; Ophiostomataceae. The transcript has 2 exons. Bases 1 to 1785 code for a protein of 594 amino acids. The record is from RefSeq and is a predicted model, not a curated record.